Molecule: messenger RNA, 1761 nt
Organism: Apiotrichum porosum
Lineage: Eukaryota; Fungi; Basidiomycota; Tremellomycetes; Trichosporonales; Trichosporonaceae
Exons: 3
Coding region: 1-1761 (586 amino acids)
Source: RefSeq, a predicted model, not a curated record
AUGCUCAAGCUCCUCACGACCCUCCUCGCGACGUCGAUGGUCGCGUCGGCGUCACCGGCGGCUCUCCGUCCCCGCGAUGGCUGCUCCAUUACUUGGAAUGGGACGGCCAUUACCGGCACCAUGGACGGCGCGGCCUGUCGCUACACCAUUCGCUACGGUACAGCCAAGCGCUGGGAGUACCCAGUUGCUGCGACCAACCAGAGUGGACAGGAUGCGGCAAACUUCCCAUCCAUGUGCCCCCAGCCUGUCGCCGACGAGCUCGAGUCGGCGCUCUCUACACCCGCUGCGCAGUCCGAGGACUGUCUCUUCACCACCAUCUACACGCCUGUGGGCAGCAACUCGACGGACCUGCCUGUUUUCGUCUGGCAUCAUGGUGGCGACUACGUCGAGGGCAGCGAGUCGGACAAGGGGCUGAACGGCUCGGCUCUGGCUUCCGAGUCGAGCAUGAUCGUUGCUGUCAUGCAGUACCGCGUUGGCCUCCUCGGAUUCGUCCCUCCCAGCGUCGCUCCCACCUCGGCAGAUCCCAACUUUGGUCUGCGUGAUGCCAUCCUGCACCUCGAGGUUAUCCGGGACAAUGUUGCUGCCGUCGGUGGAAACAGCUCGCGAGUGACUGUCGGUGGACAGAGUGCUGGCGCGUCGCUGAUUAGGACCAUGUGGGGCGCCCCGGCCGCACAGGGCCUCUUCCACGGCAUGAUCAUUCAGUCUGACCCCAUGAACUUUGGAACUCAGUCUGCGGCAGACGAAGCCGGCCUCCAAACCCUGGCCUUCACUAAUGCCACCCUCACUGGCAACUGCACCACCUUUGAGUGCUUCCAGAACAUCUCCAUCACGGACAUGAUGACCAUCGAGACCUACGUCAUUAGCAAGGCGUUCGCCAAUGUUACUGGUGUGCCCAUUGGCGAGACGUUCCGUCCUCAAUACUAUACCGAAUCGCUUCCUCACGACCCAUUCAACUCGCUCUUCAACAACGCUUCAAACUUGGCCAUCAACCUGACCACCGUUCCCAUCAUGAUCACGUCCAUCAAGAACGAGUCUGGUUACCUCAUCGAGGAGUUCUUCUCCUCAGCCACAGCCGGCAACGAGGCACUCUACGACUACGCUCUCCAAAGCCUCUUUGGCGACGAACGCGCCGCCAUUGUGAACGCGUCAGGCCUCUACCCCGUCAUCAACGGAACGGACGGUCUCCGCCAGGCCCUCGAGAUCGUCGUCACCGACGCGGCGUGGCGCUGUGUCACCCGUGAGACUGCACGCCGUUUGGCCGGUGCCGGCGCGACCGUCUACCUCGGCGAAUGGCUGGAAGGUAUUCGCUACACCUUUGGCAACGGCUCGUACUGCACGCAGGACGGCGUCUGGUGCCACGGCACCGACGUCUACCCGACUUUCAGCGACGGACCCGCCGGGUCAAACACCACGUUCGAGACGUUGGUACGUAACUACUGGACCUCGUUCAUUACCACCGGUUCGCCUGCUAGCGACGCCCAGCCCUGGACUGCAUUCACUGCCAACGGAACCGACGCCGACGUCCAUGCUAUCGGCGACGGCCCGAUGGCUACUUGCCCCGCCGACUUUUGGGGAACAAAGGUCCAAUGGGACUGGAUGCUGUACUCGAGCAACGAGACCGGCACCAUCGGCAGUGCCACGACUAGCUCGGCCACCACGGCCACCAGCAAGAGCGCCGGAACGGUCAACACCGUCAAGGUGCCGUUCAUAGGUGUGGCGGUUGCAAUUGCUGCUGUCGGCUGUGGCGCGCUCCUGGUUUAA